AAACCUAAUUUGUCUUAAAUUUCCUAAUCAAAUUUUAAAAUUUGAAGAAACUAAUUCGAAAAAUCAAAAUUUGUCUACUAAAAGCUUUACUGCUGCUGCCGGCGUCACCACUGGCGAACGCCACUGCAGAAGAAACGGUCCACCACCACCACCACUACCGCCGCCACGAUUUUUAAGGCUUUAGAGAAGAGUUUGUAAGUUAUGUAACUGAAAAAACAUUCUGGCUCGUUUUAUUUCGCAAAGUUCAAUUCGUUUUCAUUUCUUUUAUUUGUGUUGAUUUUGUCGGCUACAACAGUGAUGGGAGUGAUAAAAAACGGCACCGUUUCUGGGAAUUUGCCCAGCAAUGAGACCUUUGCUGUUCACUAUCCGGGCUAUCCUUCUUCAAUUUCACGUGCCAUCCAAACGCUUGGAGGAACUGAGUCAAUUCUCAAGGCCCGUAGUUUAAAAUCUAACAAGUUGGAGCUCCAUUUUCGCCCUGAGGAUCCAUAUUCACGUCCUACAUUUGGAGCACUUAAUCCUUGUAACAGCUUUCUGUUAAAAAUAUCUAAAAUUAAGUCUUGUGAUGGCCAAAGUGCUGGACCAUCUAGCAAGAUGUUGGAACAUUCAUUGUCUGAGGCAACUAAGGAUGAAAAUAGCCAAGUAGGUCAGCCUGAAAGUGAACCAGUUGCUGCUGGCAAAGAAGUUGAUGUGCAGGUAUCAGAAGAAGACCGUGUAAACCUUUCUGCUGAUAUUGUUGCUAGGGUCUCUGAGGCUUACUCUUUUGAUGGAAUGGCUGACUACCAGCAUGUUGUUGCCAUUCAUGCUGAUGUUGCUUGGAGGAAAAAAAGAAAUUGGACAGAAAUGGAGGAGCAACAUUGUGAAAAGGAUGCUUUCAUAAAUCUGGACGAGGAUGAUGUGAUGAUGAUGUUGCCCCCAUUCUUUGCACCUAAGGAUAUGCCAACAAAUUUAGUAUUAAGACCAUCAGCCCUUCCUAGCUCAAAAAAGAAAGAAGAGGAAGUUGUGCAAAACCCUCGUGAGAUGGACAUAACUUCAGGUCUUGCAAUUGAUUUUAACAUUAAAGAGAUUCCCGAAAAAGUAAACUGGGGGGAAAUCAUAUCCCGAGAUUCUGAGCAAUGGAAGUGGCAGAUGGCUGUAUCUAAGCUCUUUGAUGAACGGCCUAUAUGGCCUAAAGCAUCUCUUAUUGAGCGGUUGCUUGAUGAAGGUCUAAAAUUUAACAGGCUAAUGCUUAAAAGGCUUCUACUUGGAAAUGCAUACUACUUUUCUAAUGGACCCUUUCUCAGGUUCUGGAUCAGAAAAGGGUAUGAUCCUCGCAAAGAUCCAGAAUCUCGCAUAUAUCAAAGAAUUGAUUAUCGAGUAAAGCCACAAGUACGGAGCUAUUGUGAGUCUAACGCAGGUGCUAAAUUGAAGAAUAGAUGGAAAGAUUUAUGUGCAUUCAAAGUGUUUCCUACCAAAUGCAGUACAUCAUUACAACUAUUUGAACUUGCUGAUGACUACAUUCAACAAGAGAUAAGAAAGCCUACGAAGGAAACAACUUGCUCUUUGGAAACAGGAUGGUUCUCAAGGCAUGUGCUUGCUCUUAUAAGAAAGCGUGUUGAGGUUAGGUUUCUGUCAGUGUACCCUGAACCGGGUGCUGGGAACUUACUGAAAACUGCUUCAGACCGCUUUGCUAAGUUAAAGAAGAUUUCAUUUUUGAGUCAUACUUUAAAACCUGAUCAAAAGGGACACCAGCAUGUGAAUAAAGGUGACAAAGAUAAAGAAAAAUGUGAAAUUCUUGGUGAUGAGAAUGAAGAUAGGAUAGAGGAAGUUGAGGAUGAAGAUAGAAUUGAGGAGGAUGAGGAAGAAGAAGAUAGAAUAGAGGUUGAUAACAGUGAAGAUGAAUCAGAUGCAGAAGCGCUGGAUCUGGUCAAUGAGGAAGAAGAAAUCCCUUUUCAAUCUCAUUCAUAUGCAGAUUGGGGGAACAACUCAAAAUUAUAUUUACAAGAGCUUUUUGGGAGUUUUCCAUCCGGUGAAUUUGGUGGUGACAAUAAACAAGACGACAAUGCCAGCGAUGGGGAAUUUCAGACUUAUGAGCCAGAUAGCGAUGGUGGUUAUUCUGAUGACGACGGCAACUAACUUUUGAUUCUACCAGUUAAUAUAGAGGUACUGAAGUUUGAAUGGGUAAAGGGUUCAUAUGGAGAGAGCUUUUGAGGAACAAUAAAAAUACAGGACUAAUAUGCAAGAAUUUAACACUUGUGGGUAAGCAUUUUAGCUAAAAAAUAAAAAA
Pistacia vera is the source of this 2263-nucleotide messenger RNA. Its product is annotated as general transcription factor 3C polypeptide 5-like. Gene Ontology annotation, cellular component: transcription factor TFIIIC complex. Gene Ontology annotation, biological process: transcription initiation at RNA polymerase III promoter. The record is from RefSeq and is a predicted model, not a curated record. Lineage: Eukaryota; Viridiplantae; Streptophyta; Magnoliopsida; Sapindales; Anacardiaceae. The transcript is spliced from 15 exons. The coding region runs from base 298 to 2112 and encodes 604 amino acids.